Molecule: messenger RNA, 393 nt
Organism: Thermochaetoides thermophila DSM 1495
Lineage: Eukaryota; Fungi; Ascomycota; Sordariomycetes; Sordariales; Chaetomiaceae
Exons: 1
Coding region: 1-393 (130 amino acids)
Source: RefSeq, a predicted model, not a curated record
AUGUACCUCCUCUACGCGCUAAUCGCAACAACCCUCCUCUCGGGCACAGCUCUCUUCCUGACCCGCUCGUACUGGCUGCCAUCCGUCCAGAACCUCUUCAGCUACCUGCCCUUUGGCACCGAUUACUUCUACACCAACCUGCCCAACUCGUUCGAGGGCGAUAUCGAGUCUGGUCUGUCGUCAGCCAAUUUCGACCUGGCAGGCAAUGUGGCAGACGGCGAUGGGCGCGCUGGCCUCGACGACAAGGCAAAGCGCGAGAUCCUCAGGAUCAUGAAGCGGCGCCGGCUUAACUUUGAUGAGGCGCGCAGGGUGUACAUGGAGCAGCGGUUUGCGGCUGCUGGAAUUGGUGCCGACGGCAGGCCGAGGGAUCCUAAGUUCGUCAGCUUUUCAUGA